Molecule: messenger RNA, 2638 nt
Organism: Chiroxiphia lanceolata (lance-tailed manakin)
Lineage: Eukaryota; Metazoa; Chordata; Aves; Passeriformes; Pipridae
Gene: SLC18A2
Product: solute carrier family 18 member A2
Exons: 15
Coding region: 37-1593 (518 amino acids)
Biological process (GO): xenobiotic transport; transmembrane transport; aminergic neurotransmitter loading into synaptic vesicle
Cellular component (GO): terminal bouton; synaptic vesicle membrane
Molecular function (GO): serotonin:sodium:chloride symporter activity; xenobiotic transmembrane transporter activity
Source: RefSeq, a predicted model, not a curated record
CCGGCCCCGAGCCCUCCGUGUGUCCGCAGCCGGACCAUGGCUUGGGGCGAGCUGGGGCUCCUGCGCUGGCUGCGGGAGAGCCGCCAGUCCCGCAAACUCAUCCUGCUCAUCGUCUUCAUCGCCCUGCUCCUGGACAACAUGCUGCUCACCGUGGUCGUGCCAAUAAUUCCCAGUUACCUUUACAGCAUCGAACAUGAGAAAAACACCACAGAAAUCCAGACCCCCAAGCCCAACCCCCUCCCGGCCACAGUGGACAGUUUUCAGAGCAUCUUCUCCUACUACGACAACACGACGAUGGUCACGGGGAACGAGUCUGAUGCGACAGAGCCCAGGGAGCUGCAGCCCACUCAGACAGAACAGGUGCCAGUCAAUGUGACUCCUUCCCCCUCCGACUGCCCCCGGGACGACAAGGAGCUGCUCAACGAGAACGUCCGAGUUGGGCUCCUGUUUGCUUCCAAAGCAACAGUGCAGCUCGUGACCAACCCCUUCAUAGGGCCGCUGACAAACAGAAUAGGCUACCAGAUUCCACUGUUUGCUGGCUUCUGCAUCAUGUUUGUGUCGACAAUCAUGUUUGCCUUCUCUGGAAGCUAUGCAUUGCUGUUUAUUGCCAGGUCCCUUCAAGGAGUGGGUUCCUCUUGUUCUUCAGUGGCAGGGAUGGGUUUGCUGGCCACUGUGUACACGGAUGAUGAAGAGAGAGGCAACGCCAUGGGAAUUGCACUGGGAGGCCUGGCCAUGGGAGUGUUAGUGGGCCCCCCCUUCGGCAGUGUCAUGUAUGAGUUUGUGGGGAAGAGUUCUCCUUUCCUGGUCCUGGCAGCGCUGGCUCUGUUAGAUGGAGCUGUUCAGUUACUGGUUCUGCAGCCGUCCAGGACACAGGCAGAGAGCCAGAAGGGGACACCGCUACUGACACUUUUGAAGGACCCCUAUAUCAUUAUUGCAGCAGGAUCCAUCUGCUUUGCCAACAUGGCUAUUGCUAUGCUUGAACCAGCCUUACCCAUCUGGAUGAUGGAGACCAUGUGCUCAAAAAAAUGGCAGCUUGGUGUUGCUUUUCUCCCAGCUAGUGUCUCUUAUCUCAUUGGGACUAAUCUUUUUGGGAUACUCGCCCACAAAAUUGGCAGGUGGCUUUGUGCUUUGCUGGGGAUGCUAAUCGUGGGAAUAAGUAUUUUAUGUGUACCAUUUGCUAAAAACAUUUAUGGGCUCAUAGCACCAACCUUUGGAGUUGGAUUUGCCAUUGGAAUGGUGGACUCCUCCAUGAUGCCCAUCAUGGGCUACCUCGUGGACCUGCGCCACGUGUCCGUCUAUGGCAGCGUCUACGCCAUCGCCGACGUCGCCUUCUGCAUGGGCUUUGCCAUAGGUCCCUCUGCUGGUGGUGCCAUUGCAAAGGCCAUUGGAUUCCCAUGGCUCAUGACAAUUAUAGGGAUUGUGGAUAUCCUCUUCGCUCCCCUGUGCUUUUUCCUUCGAAGUCCACCUGCCAAAGAGGAGAAAAUGGCAAUACUGAUGGAUCACAACUGUCCUGUGAAAACAAAAAUGUACACCCAGAACAACAUCCAGUCCUACCCCAUAGGUGAAGAAGAAGAAUAUGAGAGCGAUGAAUAACAGAAAAGCCAUAUAACAUAUUCUGGUGUACAAAAUGCUGUGGUUCAUGUGAAACAUUUCAUCCAGAAAUAGGUUUUAGUCGUACUGUACAUUUACUAGUGAAAUGGUCAAACAAACCAAAGGUAUAUUAUUCACUGCCCGUGGUUAUCAAGCAGACUGCUAACCGCCUUACAAGGGGGGAAAAGCUUUUAUAGAGGAUUUGUAUAGUGUUAAUCUUUGUGUAUUUCAUUUUAUUGAAUAUUACACUAUAUUUUUUAUUAAAUGUGUAGUAUAAAUCUGUAUAACGUGAAUUUUAACUAUUUGGUUUUUAAAGUUAACUCGUUGACAGUAUUUCAUAUUUUAUUUGAAGUCAUAUGUUACUGUCAAGAGCCUUCUUUCUAAUCUGAUUGGAAACCUAAAAAAAGGCAAAGCUGAGGGAAAACCUAUUCAAUUUGAAUCCUUUAAAGUGGUACCCUGUAAGUACGUUGAGAGGAGCUGAAGGCUGAAUUCAGCGUGGACAGCACUGUCGCUUUUUUCAUCAGCUUCAGGUUGUAAUAAUAUACAUAUAAAAAUAAAUAAAAGGCUCCAUUUCCUUGCCAACUUAAAUAAGGAGCUCUCUCUGAACCACUCAUGAAAUGUUGGGAAAACCAGGAUGUUAAACAGAGGAGUGUAUUACUAUUGGUAGUAUUUAAUGAAGUUUUAAUCAACCAGUUUUGCAAUAAGAAGCCCCCCCCCACACACUCCAGGUAACCAAGUAGGUAUGAGUAGGCACUGUUCCUUUCCCUUAGAGGGAGCGAGAACAGCACGAGGAUCCCUUUUUAUAUUUCUAUCUUUUGACUCUUUUAAUGUAUCUCGACUUUAUUUUAGUUGCAUCUUAAGUGACUUGUUAAGGAAAGCUGCAGUAUUGCAGUAUUUUGUCUUAGCAGGUACUGACAGUGAGCUGCUAACUUAAGCAGUUCAAACAAACUACUCUUUUACAUGCAUUUGCAUACACUGCCAGAAAUUCAAUAUAUAUAUUUAUUUUUUUAAAGUGAGUUAAAUUAUCAUCUUUGCUAAAAAAAAAAAA